AUGUGGAGUGUCGCGUUCUAUGGUUUGUGGAGGGGAAAAACAGUGGAUAGCUAGCUAACAAUGGCGACAUCGACAAGUGUGACGGGGGGAUCUGGUUCAAGCGGACAAGCGACCGGGCAGGCGGGCAGCGGUCCCUCAGUUGGUAGGAAGAAAGAUGGUGGUCCGUCCUCGAAAUAUUGGGAGAGCGCCGAGACAGUCUCGCAGUUAGAGUCGGUUCGUCUGUGGAUUGGAAAACACUACAAAAAGUAUGUCCAGGCCGACUCUCCCUCCAGCAAAUUUUUGGCAAGCUUGGUUGUCCAGCUGCUGCAGUUCCAGGAAGAUGCUUUUGGCAGAAGAGUCAACAACCCAGCUCUCACAAAACUUCCUGCAAAGAGUUUCCUGGACUUCAAGGCGGGGGGAGCUCUGUGCCACAUUCUGGGCUCUGCAUACAAGUUCAAGAGUGAGCAAGGCUGGCGCCGCUUUGACCUGCAGAACCCCUCCAGGAUGGACAGGAAUGUUGAGAUGUUCAUGAAUGUGGAGAAGACUUUGGUGCAGAACAAUUGCCUGACACGACCAAUUGUGUACCUGGUCCCUGAAAUGGAGCAGAAACAGGCCAACAAGCUGAAGGACAUAAUAAAGAGACACCAGGGCUCCAUCACCGAGGACAAGUCCAAGGCCACUCACCACAUCUACCCUUCCCCAGCCCAGUCAGAGGAAGAGGAGUGGCUCCGCCCUGUCAUGCGGAAGGACAAGCAGGUGCUGGUGCACUGGGGCAUGUACCCCGACAGCUAUGAUACAUGGGUGUCUGCCAGUGAUGUGGAAGGAGAUGUGGAGGAUCCGCCCAACACAGAGAAACCAUGGAAGGUUCAUGCUAAGUGGGUCCAGGACACCGACGCCUUUAACGAGUGGAUGAACGAGGAAGACUAUGAAGUGGACGAGAACAAGAAGCCUGUGAGUUUCCGCCAGCGCAUCUUCCCGCGGGAGGAAGAGUCUUCCCGUACACCCGAUCGCAAGGACCGCAAGGCUGCCGCCUCAGGGAAGAAGAGGAGGCGCUCACCGUCCCCCCCGGCGACCCCCGUGGAGUCCCGCAAGAAGGGGGGCAAGAAGGGGAACCCGGGGCCGUACUGGAAGCGCAGAGGCCACCGUGAGGAGGAGGAGCCCGAGGAGGACCUGACUAAGGACAUGGAGGACCCCACACCUGUCCCGAACAUGGAGGAGGUGACCCUGCCCAAAAAUGUGAACCCCAAGAAGGACAGUGAAAACACUCCGGUGAAGGGCGGGACGGUGGCUGAUCUGGAUGAACAGGAAGAUGACUCCAUGAUCUCUGGAGGCAAGGAGGAGGAGGAACCGGGCAAGGCGGAGGUGAAUCGCCUGAUGGACUCCAGUGAGGACAACGUGACGGAGCAGACUCAUCACAUCAUCAUCCCCAGCUACGCCGCCUGGUUCGACUACAACUGCAUCCACGAGAUCGAGAGGCGAGCGCUGCCCGAGUUCUUCAACGGCAAGAAUAAGUCCAAGACUCCGGAGAUAUACCUGGCCUACCGAAACUUCAUGAUUGACACAUACCGGCUGAACCCCCAGGAGUACCUGACCUCCACGUCCUGCCGCAGGAACCUGACCGGGGACGUGUGCGCGGUCAUGAGAGUCCACGCCUUCCUGGAGCAGUGGGGCCUGGUCAACUACCAGGUGGAUGCAGAGAGCCGGCCCCUCCCCAUGGGGCCCCCACCCACGCCCCACUUCAACGUGCUGGCAGACACUCCCUCAGGCCUGGUGCCCCUGCACCACCGCCCCCCACAGAUCCCAGCCUCCCAGCAGAUGCUCAGCUUCCCGGAGAAAGGCAAAGACAAGCCGUCGGAUAUGCAGAACUUCGGCCUUCGCACUGACAUCUACUCCAAGAAGAACCCCAAGAGUAAAGGUGCCAGUGCCGGCAGGGAGUGGACUGAGCAGGAGACUCUUCUGCUGUUGGAGGCUCUGGAGAUGUACAAGGACGACUGGAACAAGGUGUCUGAGCACGUGGGCAGCCGCACUCAGGACGAGUGCAUCCUGCACUUCCUGCGGCUGCCCAUCGAGGACCCGUACCUGGAGAACUCGGACGCCUCCCUGGGGCCCCUGGCCUACCAGCCGGUCCCCUUCAGCCAGUCCGGCAACCCCGUCAUGAGCACCGUGGCCUUCCUGGCCUCUGUGGUGGACCCGCGUGUGGCUGCGGCCGCCGCCAAGGCUGCGCUCGAGGAGUUCUCGCGCGUGCGGGAGGAGGUGCCAGCCGAGCUGGUGGAGGCGCAUGUGAAGAAGGUGCAGGAGGCGGCGCGCAGCACGGGCAAAGUGGACCCCGCCUUCGGCCUGGAGAGCAGCGGCAUCGCCGGCACGGCCCCUGAGGAGCCCGAGAAGACCGCAGAGCCACCAGAGGGGGACAAGAUGGAGGCUGAUGGAGAGUCCCAGCAAGCUGACAAGGCCGAAUCCAAGGACGAGGCGGAGAAGCCGGGCGAGUCUGCGGAGAGGCCGGCGGAGACGGAGAGGCCGAAGAGCGAGUCGGCCGAGCAGGGGGACCGGGACGAGGCGGAGAGCGACGGGGGAGACGAGGCCAAGGCGGGAGAUAAGGACGGAGAAGAGGCCAUGGACACAGCCGAAGGCCCCAAAGAGGCCGAGGGCGAGGAAGGCCGGAAGAAGCUUGAGCACGACGUCGGGGAGGGGAACAUCGCCACGGCCGCGGCUGCUGCCCUCGCGUCUGCCGCCACCAAGGCCAAGCACUUGGCAGCCGUGGAGGAGAGGAAGAUCAAGUCUCUGGUGGCCCUGCUGGUGGAGACGCAGAUGAAGAAACUGGAGAUCAAACUCAGGCACUUCGAGGAGCUGGAGACCAUCAUGGACCGGGAGAAGGAAGCGCUGGAGCUGCAGAGGCAGCAGCUGUUGACCGAGCGGCAGGCCUUCCACAUGGAGCAGCUGAAGUACGCGGAGAUGAAGGCCCGUCAGCAGAUGGAGCAGCAGCAGCAGCAAGCCGCGGCCGCAGCCCAGAACCCGGCCGUGCACCACGCCCAUCCUGCCCCCGGAUACCCGCCCAUGCACCACCCCAUGGGCCCGCACCACCCCCAACAGACCGGACCAAUGGGAGGCCCCGGCCAGCCAAUGGGAGGCCCCGGCCAGCCAAUGGGAGGCCCCGGCCAGCCAAUGGGAGGCCCAGGCCAGCCAAUGGGAGGCCCAGGCCAGCCAAUGGGAGGUCCGGGCCAGCCAAUGGGAGGCCCCGGCCAGCCAAUGGGAGGUCCCGGCCAGCCCAUGCCCGGGCGCAUGAUGCCCGGGGGUCCGCCUGUCGGGCAGACCCAACCCAACAUGCCCCCCAUGAUGGGACCCCGGCACCCUGGAGCCCCCAACGGCAUGUACCCCGUCCCUCCCGCUGCACAGCCUGAUGGGAUGCCACCUGCCCCCGUGGGUCCUCCAGCAUCCCGUGUGGCUGAGAACUGAAACCUUCUUCCCACCCCGGACCUACACACACACACACACACACACACACACACACACAAACACACCCCCCUCUGGGACACCAAACACACACCACCCCCUCCACAUGAACAUUACUGGCGCCCCUCUCCUGUGUCUGAUCGGCCACCCUGUCCCACAAUCCCUCCCACCAGUUCAGCCUAACACCCACAAGCGUGCGUACCUACAGGGAAAAUCCUGAUUCACACACACACACACACACACACACACACACACGCACACGCAAGCACGAACACACACACACACACACACGCAUACACACACACACGCAAGCACGAACACACGCGCACACACACACACACACACACACACACACACACACAGACACACACCACACACAGAUACACCACACACAAGCUCUACAGGGAAUUUUCUGAUGCAUGCACACUCACUCUCUUCUCUACAGGGAGAGCUGUACACACAGGCAUGCCGUUCUUAGACAGGGUGAUCACACGAGAAAUGAUAUUCUGACGAGCGUUAGCAGGGCAGCUGGGGGAAUGCCAUUGUUUGGCGGUUUCUUAUCUAGUACUGACACUGGUUAUAUGUGAGUAAUGCCAGGGGCAAACAGGGGGUGCUGAACGGAGCCCCCCCAGUAGGGCCAGACAGCCAGAGUUUGUGUUCCCUCAAAUGUGAUGCGUAUAUGUAUAUUGGUUCGUUUCUGUUGUGAACGGGAUCGUCAAGAGAGCACAUACACUAUAGACUCGACAAGAGCUGCGUCUGGACAUUUCACCGACUCCUUCGCCACUAUAGCCUGACUGUUGCGCACUGCAGCUUGCCCCCUCUCUGUCUUCACAGCGUCGGUAGGCGCCCGUCUGCUUCGACAGCUCGAUACCCCCCCCCCGUUCUUAUCUUCUCACUGGAAAUCUACCUCUUGCCCACACCUUUCUGCCCCAUCGCACUCUGUGUGUGGCCUCGUACUCACACUGGGUCAGGCUGGGUGGGGGUCAGAGCUUGCAGGUUAGAGGUGGUCUCUCCACUGCUGCCCUACGUCGCCCAGUCGGCCUCUCACCCUCCUUGAAGCUGCGUCCCGCUGUCUACACUGGAGCGGCAGACACCGUUGGGUUGGAGUCCAUCGUCCAGUGCAGCCUGCUGUUAAUGGGACCGCUGAAGAGAGUUGCAUGCCUUUUCCUGGAUAAUGUGUGUGUGUGUGUGUGUGUGCGUGCGCUUGCGUGUACGUGCGCGUUUCUCCUCUGCCAAAGCACAGAGGACAGUGGUAGCGUAGCGAUUUUUUGUAUCUUCCACAUCUUCCCUGUAGCCCACUUCCUGCUCUCAGCGCGUGCCACGGCUGUCCACAUAUACCUCUUCCAAAGGACUGUGAGUUUUUAGCUUGCCUCUGCUGUAGUUUGUAAGGGGGAGAUGGGCAGUGCUGGGGUUCGUCACUCAUGCACAGGAGCACGCCCACACGACGUGAAGGUGUGCACGCAGCAGGCAGGUCACAUGCUGUCCUUCUCCCCCCCCCAUACCCUCAGCCUGUAGUGAUGGAGAGUUUUGGCUCCGCUCCACUGGUGCCCUUAGGUGUCUUACUCUUUACCGUCUGUUAAGAACACCCUUUUGGUGUUGAUACUGUAGCUGGCAAUGCCACUCCUUCCUUCUGCAGCUCUCUCUGGCUUGCAGUGCCUCUCGCUCUUCCUCUAACUCUCUCUCUCCUCUCUACUGUCUGUGACUGCUGUGUAGAGGCUGUCUGUCCUCCCUCAGGUGAAUUUCCAUAACCCUCACCCCUCCUCUUCAACACCGUGUGCAGCCCACUGCACUCGACCCUUCCCACGACAUUGUCACAGGUGACGGGAACCAAAACUGCGUUACCCUAUAUAUCUUUUAUUGCUUUUUAUUUUAUGGUAAUGUAUUUUUUAAAAAAUAAAAAUUAAACUUUGCGUAGUUCACUUUUUUUUUUUUUUUUUUCUCUGUUCUUGAAGUUUGUAGCUUUUUUUAUUGUUAAAUUGGUACUGAGACCUAAACACUGUCGAAUAAAAGUGGUUUUGUAUGAACUGA
This is a messenger RNA of Conger conger (European conger), 5454 nucleotides long. RefSeq names its product SWI/SNF complex subunit SMARCC1-like. The transcript has 28 exons. Lineage: Eukaryota; Metazoa; Chordata; Actinopteri; Anguilliformes; Congridae. Gene Ontology annotation, biological process: positive regulation of DNA-templated transcription. Bases 61 to 3429 code for a protein of 1122 amino acids. The record is from RefSeq and is a predicted model, not a curated record. Gene Ontology annotation, cellular component: npBAF complex; SWI/SNF complex; nBAF complex. Gene Ontology annotation, molecular function: histone binding; nucleosomal DNA binding.